AUGUGUCGCCGCGUCUACAAAUACUACACAGCCUGCGGCUGUGUCCUCAGCGCCCUGUUCUACCACAAGUGCGCCCAAGGCUCGGCCUCACCCCUCUGCAAGGAGGAAGACGGAAUCGUCACCCGCGACGGCGAGAAGUGCCCCUACCACGCCCGCGUCGCCCGCCGCCAAGCCCGCAGUCGCAGCCGAACCAACGGAGGAGGAGGAGGAGGACCUCAAGACUCGGAGAAGAAAACCCGCACGUCCAUCGAAAAUCCCUUGACCUUCACCGGCGCAGGCAAGGAGGUCGCCCCCGCGAGGCUCGAGGACCGGCACAAGCUGGGAGACUUUCAAGUCUUCAUCAAGGACAUCGACACAUUCCUGAAGAAGCUCGCGGAGCAUGAAAAUGGUACUCAUCCCAAGACUCAGACCGAGACCCAGACCGAGUCCCAGUCUCAGCUUGCGCAAAGGUCGAAGAAGCAAGAGGGAAAGAACAGCCAGCAGCUCAAGGACAGAAAAGUGAGCCGCGAGCUCUCCCCCCUCGCCGGCUGCUCAGACUGGACCGACGACGACGAGAACGACAACGCCAUCGCCCGGCGCAAGAGACGCAGCCGCCUUAAGAAGGAGUUCCGCGCCCUUGUCCGCGAAAACGAGAAGAACAAGCAGCUCUUUGACGCGAGCGACGUCUUCAUGAGCUCCGACGGUGGCGAUGACGACGACGUCUCCGACAGCAGCAGCGAGUCGGGCCCCGGCGAUGCGUAUCCUUCGCCGAUGAGCAUGAGCCCGCACCCUGGCAAUUAUGGCGACGUCUCCGAGGGCGACGAGUCGUCGGAUGCGGGUCAUGUUCAUCCUUCGUCAUCGAGCCUGAGCACCGACCAUGGACAUGUCAGCGACGUCUCCGAGAGCAGCAACGAUUCAACCCAUGGUAACAUGCAGUCCUCGAUUCCAGGCCCGGUUCAUCGCAGUGAACCCCUUUCGGCGUUUCUCUCGUGGGACAUGCCUCCCGAGAACUCUGAGAACAUGGAGGAGGAUGGAGAGACUGAGCUUGAGGAGGCUGAAGAUGAGCCUGACUACGACAGUCACGACUCGGAUAUGCCCGACGCCGAUAAGGACGAUGGAGACUACGUUUCGGAGCCUACCUGGCCUCCCACUGGUGUUGAGUGGACCUCCAAGCUCAAGUACAUGACUGGAAUCCCCCGUCGCAACUAUCAAUGA
Colletotrichum lupini is the source of this 1194-nucleotide messenger RNA. RefSeq lists its product as uncharacterized. Bases 1 to 1194 code for a protein of 397 amino acids. NCBI's taxonomy places the organism in Eukaryota, Fungi, Ascomycota, Sordariomycetes, Glomerellales, Glomerellaceae. The transcript has a single exon. The record is from RefSeq and is a predicted model, not a curated record.